AUGCUCAAUGGCAGCAGCAAAGUUGCCAAACUCUUGGAUGAGAUGAUUCGCAAGUUCAGUGGUCCAUCCGACAACGCCAAGGGAUCACUUGCAAGGGCUCUGAAGUGUCCCAAGCUAGCUGCUUUGUUCCGCAAAUGUCAGAGAGAGGACAUGGACAAGCUGGUGUCUAUCACAGGCCAGUUGACAUCUACCUGCACCAACUUUGCAGCGCACCGCUGGGAUUCCAUGCUAACCGCCUGCCGGUUGAUGUGCAUGAACAUCAGCCCAAUCCUUCAGAUGUUGUGUACAGUGGCUGCUGGCGACAAAGAACAUGGCAGUGAGUGGGCUUUGGACAUGCUGAAGGUGUUGACUUUAGACAACAUCCUUCUCUUGGGCCUGGUGACAGAGUUCUUAUCAGCAGCCGAGAGCUUCGUGCAUGGUUGGGACAACAGAGGUGGAACGCGAGGUGGAGGUGAGAACUCAAUAACCAACAUGCCUCGAAAUGCGGUUCGCCGCAUUGUGCAAACUGCAGAGCGAGCUUCCUUCAUCCGCCGCCGUUUGAACCGCCUUUUCGAUUUCAAGGUCCUUGACUCUGAUCAAAACCAGCUGCCUUUAGUGAUGGACCCCAAGUUUUCGAAGGGCUUUUGCCAGAUUAUUCUUGACCAGCUGGGCAUCAGUUUUCGUAAGAAUCACGCAAAGAAGAACAAAUCCUUUGCGGUGGUCGUGCAUGGGCGGUUGGUUUAUGAGCUGAAAUGCUAUGGAAUUGAUGUGCGUGAUGUUCUGGCCCGUGGCUUGGGUGAGAUCAAGUGCGUCACCACCCUUUUCCACGCAGGAGUCCAAUCUGAGCACCAGGCAGGUCUUGGUGAGAGCCUUGAGCCAUUGGACGUGGAAGAGUGGGUUCAUCAGAAGCGUUCAGAUGCCUCCAUUCCUGACAUCAUGAAGCCUGUUGCCAAUGUCCUGGGAGUAGAGGCGGCGAAGCUUGCGGAUGAGCUGGUGCUUUGCAGACCGACAUGCCUCGAGCUCAUCAGGCGUGGGCGCCGAG
This is a messenger RNA of Durusdinium trenchii, 1021 nucleotides long. Lineage: Eukaryota; Dinophyceae; Suessiales; Symbiodiniaceae. The record is from the annotation of a GenBank genome assembly.